AUCAGUUUCAAAUCGUACGUUGACGGCGGCGGUGGCAGCUCCUUUCGCUGAAGGCAAAGGCCCGAAACAGUUUCUACACUUUGAAACUUUGCGACCGACUAUACACGUCUCGUGCAGUUGAAAACGUGUACAAAUUCGGUGUGUUUCGCGAAAUUUGCUGUAUCAGUUGUUAUUUUUUUCUAUUCUCAAUGUGUUGUUGUUGCCGUUUGUGGAGAUAUGAAUUUUGAUGUUGUUGUCGUUUUUGGAAAAUUGUAGCAUUUGUGAAACUGAAAUCCGCGCAACAAGCCGGUAAGGACACUUGAUAGGAUCGGACUCGAUUGGACAGGUAGAGAAGCGAACGAGUACUGUGGGGGCAAAAUCGCACAGAGCUUCGCUGGAAGUACUAUCGGGGUUCUCCGGUUUCAUUCAUUGAAUUCGAAUUCAUUCAGCUGUUGGUGGCAGUGGAGAAGAAAUAAAGUUGCGCAGGUCCCACCAUAAAGUCGCCGGAGUGAUACUGAUGAUUCGGUUGUUCCUCUUCGACCUGGCCUGUGUGUGCCCAGAAGAACUCGAUGGAAUUGCUACGAUAGGCAAGGUUCCGAUUUCAGCACUAGAUCGGGUGUGUUUGAGAAGAAUUUAAGCAACGGUGCUUUAGAGCACAACGCUUCGUUGCACCAUUGCCGAAUAGCUGGUAGAUCCGCAUGAUACUGGAGCACCCGCGGGAAUGAUCAUCGUGCCAUAUGAAGCUACCUUGGUUUGUGGUUCAGUGGGGACUCUUCCGGGGAGCAAGAAUGUAUAUAUUUGAUCAGAAUGUGUUGAAUAUUCAUGAAAAUUGAUUUUUUAUGUCUCUCCAACCUGUUCUUUCCUCUUAUGAUUCUUUCAUCGUUCGAAUCCGACUCCGGCGCGAUUGUGUAAGAAAGAAGCGAGAUAAAGAAGGUUCUUUCGAGGAUUAUGCUUAUAAGUACUCUUUUAAGACUAUCCCAUAAAUCGUUUUGUUAAGACGACCACAAAGCAAGUGCGCACACGGAGAUAAGCUUUCGUCGAAUCAGAAUGAGAUCAAGUGAGUGGACAUUUUCCGAAUUUUUUCGUCGUGUGAAAAUAAACCGACACCACGCGUAAAAGUUACAAAUUAUUCUGUGAAGUGUCGGUAUCGUUUGCAAAAAGGUAGAAGAAGCAAAAAUAAAAUAAAAAUAAAAACCGCUGAGAAAAAAGCAAAAAGCGGGAGCCCUCGUUGUUGUGUGUCUUUUUUAUUCGCGAAGAGAGUGAAGAACAGAGGUAAAUUGGUGCAGUUGUGUGAACCGGCGAAAAGAUUUAGCAAAUUUACCCGAAUCGAUCGCGUAUCGAGAAGUGGAUAUGCAAAACGUAGUGAAUCAGUGAAUUUGUGGCCUUCAUAUUUUUAAUCGCGCGUUUCUUUUCCUCGCUGAUUGGCUUUUCGCUUUGUACCGAUCUUUACCGCCGUGUCCUUUCGCGCAAUCCGGAACCAAGAGCGUGGCGGGAACCGAAGCGGUGAACUGUGUAGCUGGUGCUGACACGGCGCAAGCCGAGAAGUGGCGUGGAGGAAUCGUAAUUCUUGACGCUACUGUUUUGUGAGGUACAUUACAAUUGCCGCACGGGUGCGAGCGACGCCAUAAAUUAAGAACCGGCGGUCGUAGAGUCCGGGCCGGUUGUUUUGGCCAGCGUUUUGGCUCUCGGCUAUCGGUCCACACAACAGCCGCUUGAUGUAUUGAGACGCACGCGUUCGCUUGCACGCACGCACACGGACACUCGCACGUGAGCGGUGAAUCGGGGCUGUGAAAAUUCGCCGGUCAACAUCCUCCGUUCGAGCUUCGAGUUUGAAGACCCUGGCAGUGGCCGUGGUGGCCAGGGCGGUGUACGGCGCACAGCUACAGAACAGGACGACGAAUCGCUCCCCAGCGGUGAGUGGCGGUGCGACGCGAUGACGACCCGUUGGUUCUCGCCCAAGUGUUUGAUCUACACCACCUCCGGGGUGCUGGUGUUGAUUAUAGUGACGUUGAUAGUGAGCUUGGUGCAUCAGGGGAGCUCCAGUCCACAGCCCCAUCCGGGGACGCCUCCCUCGUCCAGUAUCGAAGCAGUGAUUGGGGCUGGUGAUAGUGCUAGUGAUGUUUUCGGUAGGACAAGUGGGACAGCUAGUGGGAGUGAUGCUAGGACAACCGUUAUUUCCGCUGGGGUUGACUAUCCGGGGGAGGAGACGACCAUUGGCAGGGUUCCAGAUGAUCUGAAUGUUCCGCGAAGACCGCUAGACGGUAACGCAUCCGCGCCAACUAACGAUACCAACAUUAGCUUUGACGACGGGAUCCCUCGUCUACACGAUCCGUCAAAGUCGGAUGUGGUCUACAUCAAACCAACGAAAAUUCUUGUCCAACCCUUACACGCGGAUGAUUUGCUGUAUGAUUCCAAAACGGCCGACACCGAUAUUCCCGGCGCGCAGAUAGCACCAAAAUUCCACAGGACCGGACUGUUCCGCAAUCGAUCCUCACGCAUCUGGGACCCGCAUCCGGAGUACAAAAUUGACGCUUUCGGCAUCACCAUGCACGUUAUCUUGUGGCACGAUCGCAGUUUCAUGCCCGAAGACGUUAAGGUGACACAUGUUUGGCCAAAUGAGACGCUCCGGAAGCCGGAUGACCACUGGGACCACGCCGGAUUGCAGGGCUGUUUCUACAAGGGACGGGUGGUGGGUGACGAGAAGUCUACCGUGGCUGUCUCUCUGUGCGAAGGAAUGAGAGGACAUAUUCGCACGUCACGAGGCUCGUUCUUCAUCGAACCGGUGGAAAAGUACUCCAACGAGGACACAAACAUCUGGCACGCGCUGUCAAGGGAACGCACGCCUGAGGAGGGUGGUGAAGUGGACGCGAUAGACGCGAUCGGAGACGUCAAGCAGGACGUGAAUGAUAGUUAUAUUGAAAGUGUUGGAGUGACCAGUAGAAGCCUUGUACCCACCAAUGAGCGAGCACAGAGCCGGGUGAAACGAAGUACAGCCCACAUCACGAACAACGAGUACACGAUUGAGGUGCUGGUUGCAGUGGACAAGAAGAUGCAAGAAUAUCACGGAGACACACUGAAGUCCUAUGUCCUGACGCUGAUGUCAAUCGUUUCCAGCAUUUACGCCGACGCCAGCAUUGGAAAUUCAAUUAAGAUAGCAGUGGUGCAUAUUUUGUACCUCCACCAGGAUUUGGCCGCUCACAGUACACUGGAUCGGAACGGCAGCAAGGGUGUUUCCGCAUCCGAGAUGCUGCAAGCUUUCUGUCGCAGUAAACAAGCUUCGAACUUUCACCAUGACACAGCCCUGCUGCUGACUCGGGAGCAAAUCUGUCGACAUCGUAUGAAAUGCGAUACGCUUGGACUGGCAGAGCUGGGAACCAUGUGCAAACGGUCCUCGUGUGCGAUCGUACAGGACAACGGAUUAUCGGCGGCGUUCACUAUCGCGCAUGAGCUGGGACAUGUACUCAGCAUGCCCCAUGACGACGACGUUCGGUGUGGGCCGUUCCGAGGCGAAAACAGCGGCAAACAGAACAUCAUGUCCCGGAUGCUGGACCAUAAUACGCAUCCCUGGUCGUGGUCCAACUGCUCUCGGCACUUUGUCACCGAGUAUCUAGAACAAAACCGCGCCAACUGCAUGCUGGACAAACCGACAACCGACCUGAUCGAGCCGUCCACAUCGCACACAAAACUAGCCGGGGAGAAGUUCACCGACGAUCAGCAGUGUGAGCUGGUGUUUGGAAACGGGUCCCGUAUCUGCUCCUACAUGCCCGUGUGCGAGCGGCUCUGGUGCAACAACGGUGACGAGCUGAAGGGUUGUCGGACGCAGCACAUGCCUUGGGCCGACGGUACCAGCUGUGGUGACAACCAGUGGUGCCAGAAAGGCUUGUGCGUCGACGUGAAUCGCCAGGCGCUGCAGCCACAAGAUGGCGGCUGGGGUCAGUGGAGCUCGUUCAGUGAGUGCAGCCGAAGCUGCGGCGGGGGUGUACAAAUAUCUACGCGGAUUUGCGAUUCGCCUCCACCAGCGAACGGUGGCAAAUAUUGCACUGGAAUGCGUAUGCAGUAUCGGUCUUGUAACGUCGAUGAAUGCGCAGAGGGCACGCUGGACUUCCGAGAGGAGCAGUGCCACGAACUGGAUGGUAACAACUUCGAAAUUCCUGGACUCGAGAAGAACGUCAAGUGGAUACCGAAGUACGGUGUAAAGGCCGAGGACCAGUGCAAGUUGUACUGUCGGGUAAAAAACUCGAAUAACUACUUCCUGCUUAGGGACAAAGUGAAAGACGGCACGCCUUGUACGCAUCCUCACGAGGGGUAUGAUAUGUGUAUCAACGGCCAAUGCAGGACGGCCGGUUGUGAUUACGUGUUCGAUUCGGACGCCAAGCUUGACAAAUGCGGUCACUGUCGUGGGAAUAACGAUACGUGCAGUGACGUGAAUGGUGUGUUCCCCUUCAGCAAAAUACACCACAUGAAGAAGCCUUACGUGCAGAAGAUUGUGCGAAUUCCUACAGGAGCAACCAAUAUCGAAAUCAUACAGCGUGGUUACAAGGACGAUGGAAAUUAUUUGGCCCUCCGAGAUGAGAACAAUGAAUACAUUUUUAACUCCCCUAAAACUACUGUCGUAUCUGGAUUCAGGAAACGUCUCUUUGCUGGUGUCAUGCUCGAAUAUAACGGACCAGACGAACCUAUUGAGAUUAUUCGUUCGGACUUUGGUAAACCGCUGAGGCGAGAUCUGAUAGUGGAGAUCUAUUCGCACUCGAAGAUGCGUGCCGUGAGCGAAAAUUUUGUGGAGUAUAGCUUCACCAUUCCGACUGACCUGCAAUCGAUGGGUGUAUCUAAGGUGAACUCGUCCUACGUCCAACACUAUCCUAGCCAGAACAGUAUUCCCAGCUACCAGUGGAAGAUGUCCGAUUGGAGUGAAUGUGAUCAGAGUUGCUCCGGCAAGCGACAUCGGACCGCUGAAUGUUACGACAUUGAGACUGGUAAGGAAAAACCUAUCUCCUACUGUCGCAACAGUGCCAAACCUAGGGAGGACUAUGAACCGUGUAAUACAGAAUGUAAAUUCGAAUGGGAGGCAACGAGUUCGGAGUGUUCGAACUCAUGCGGCGAAGGAGUAAAAAAUGUGCAGUACCAAUGUGUUCAACAGUAUAUCAAGUCUCACCAAACAAAUCCGGUUGAUCCGACGUAUUGUUCCAACAUUCGCAAGCCAAACAACUUAGAGAAAUGUCACGGACCAUGUCCGGAUGCGACAUGGUCCUACACCGACUGGGAGCCGUGUUCGCGAACAUGUGGUGGUGGCAAGCAAAACCGUACCGUGUCCUGUCUGUCGUCCCCGGAUGGUUUUCGGAUUAGUGACGGCUACUGUGCUAAGCAGCCCAAGGAGGAAACGUACCGUCGCUGUAAUACCGACAGUUGCCCCGAGUGGGUCACAGGAGAACUGACACCGUGUUCGGUGACCUGUGGAGAGGGCCAGCAACGGUAUGCUAUCCACUGUGUACUAAACAAUGUUAGCGUUAACGCAGCUUUAUGUGGCACCCGUCCGGUGGCAGUAAUCGUCAACUGUACCAUGCCACCUUGUGAGAAGAAGCAAGACCCUCCUGCCUACGCGUACUCGGGGGAGGAAACCAAGCCAAUUUCUCGACUCGACAGCAACUAUUAUUCUGCCACACACAUGGACGUGAGCUAUCAAAAUACCACCACCCAGCCAUACAAAUGGUGCACCAGUGUCUGGAGCAUCUGCAACGCCAAGUGCAAUGGAGGCGUUAAACAGCGGAAGGUUCAAUGCUGCUUCAAGUACAACGAGUCUGUCGUUGUGGAUGACCUGUACUGCCAACACGAUAAGAAACCCUCGGCGCAAACCAACUGUGGCAACUUCCGUUGUCCCCAGUGGAACUUUGGUCAGUGGGGUGAGUGCAAUGAUGAUUGCAAACGCUACCGUCAGGUGCUAUGCCAAGAUCAUCGUGGCAAGGAAAGUAACGAAUGCCCUUUGAACCAGAAACCGCCCGAGGUGGAGUCGUGUUGCCAUUUCAAGUGGAGGAUUACUAACUGGAAGCCUUGUAAUGUGACGUGCGGUGGUGGUGAUGGUUACCGUACCGGCGAGCGUGUCUGUAUGCGUCUGUUUCCGAAAUCUACCGAGAACCCGCAUCCGGUGAAGACCGGUCGGAAGGUUGAUGCCAAGCACUGUGCCCACGUGAAAACUCCACCGGCUAAAAAGCUGGUGCGCAAGUGCAAACCCUGCCAAUUCCGAUGGGAGGUAUCUCCGUGGUCGAAGUGUUCGGUUGGUUGUGGAACCGGAUUGGCGACUCGCAAUGUGACCUGUAGUAAUGGUCGAACCAUUGCCAGUGUUUGCGAUGUCAAACACAAGCCGUCCAACGUGAAACCGUGCGAAACGCACAGUUUUUGCCGCUGGAGCACCGCCAGAUGGAACAGAUGCAAAUGUGAUGGCUUCCAACGCCGCAACGUGAAAUGUUAUGACGAGCUGACGAAGACGGAAUCCAAUCGGUGCCCGGAGCCGCGACCUAUGCAGAAGAAGAAAUGCACACCAGCUCCAGACUGUAGACCCCGGUACAGCAAGUCCAUUAGCUACACCUGCCAGGAUAUACAGAGGAGCAGAAGAAUCCGCCAGGACGGAGAGUAUACGCUGAAUAUCAAGGGAAGACCCGUGAGCAUCUACUGUCACAAUAUGACGUCCAACAACCCAACUGAAUAUCUAACGUUGAAAUCGGGUAUCGUGGAAAACUACGCUAUCUAUAUCAACAAACGAGCAGCUAAUGCUGGAUUUUGCUCCCAAUCGUCGGAGGACUGGGUUGAUAACAGCAUCAUCUAUGGGGCGACACACUAUCGGAAGAUUCGACUGAACAUACAUACGCUUAAGGUCAUAGAGGAUGACCAUCGAUUCACCGAUCGUUCCGGAACACCGCAAGGGUACGGCUCAGCGGGUGACUGCUACAGCAACACCGGUAAGUGUCCACAGGGAGAUUUUUCCAUCAACCUUGAGAACACACCGUUCAGAAUACGGCCACACACAGAAUGGGAAACGAAGGGACAGAACGCGGUGAUACAUUUCCUAAUACCGCUGGCUCCACCAUACAAGAAGGUACGAGCUCGUUGUGGUGGAUAUUGUGGCUCCUGCUCCGUUUCCCGAAGCAACGGAUUGUUCCUAGAGAUGGCGUAAAAUCCACCGAUCGAUAAUACCCACAAUGCUCGUGUGCCAGUUAAUUGUUCUAUUCUCAGUUAUUUACAUCAUUUACUACUACAGUGACUUGACACAUUACGAAUGAGGGUUGUACACGUUUUCUGCAAAAAUGCAUUUGCUUUUCGAAACGAUGUACAUUACCUACUAUCAGAGCUGCCACUGACAAACACAAAAUACUAUUUGGUGCCAACAAACAGAUACAUAAGUUUUUUUUAAACAAGAAAGAGUAUUUAUUGAAUAUUUCUCUGUAAUCAUAUAUAAUCGUGCUUUAAGUGUAGGAUCAUACCUUUUUUUCAAAAUAGAUGAUUUUGAAAAAAAUAAUAUUCACUCAGAAAAGCGAAACCACGCUACGAACAUUCAGAGCGUAGGAAACGUGGACCAAAAUGGAUCGAACUGAAAAGUGAAGGCAGUGUUGCCAGCCGUAUAGCAACUAAAGACUGACAGAAGGUUGGGGCUUAUUUAAAGAGUAUUUUACUGCUAUUGCAAAGGCAAACACUGUGUUUAUGGUCCUUGGUCUCAAAGCUGGCUGUCUCAUUGUUCUGUUUUAUCGAGCAAUUUGCGACAGUCCAGACGCUUUUGAUAUUGUUAUCACAAUAAGAGUUACUAUAAUUUUUCUAGGUUAAUAAUUAUUUGUGUGCUUCCAUGUUAAUUAGUCGAUCAGGUGCUCUACGCAAUACUUUCAGUUCUUUUCAUUUUUCUGUAAAAUAUAAAUCUAGGCUGCCAACCAAAAAUCACAUCUAAUCUCACGUUCACGAGUACAAAAUUUUCGGAAUCUCAACAGGAAGCAGUUAACUUCGACUGCGAAAAAAAUACUCAUCUAUAGUAUUAUACUAAAGAACAAAAAUAUCCACAAUACGCAGCUUAUCUAAUAUCAAUUUAGUGUCAUAACAGCAUUUCUUCAAUGUCGUACCGUUUCAAAUAUUAAAGUAUAACUGCAUGAGGAAAUUCGGAAGAACAGUACACAAAAUACUUUGAGAAACGGCUGGAGAGUACAAUUUGAGUACGAAAUCGGUAUUAGAAUUAAGAAAGCCGACAAACUGCCACCACAUUGAAGUCGAAAUUGGAAAAACAACAAGGAAGCAACAAACUGCCAUAAAUAGAUUUAAUCUCACAUCCUGUUCUGUUCCCUUUUCGUUUCCCUUGAAGUUAGUGUUGUAAUAUUGUAUAGUGAAUUGCCACCGCCGAAAAACAAAUCGAACUCAUGUUAUUCUUAUACAUGAAUUACACUGAAGCAUUGAGUGUAAGCGAAACGGAUAAAAGUAUUACGAAUAUCAUCCCACGCAGCGUGGGGGAAAACAAACUGCAUUUGCUGCCAACACUGGAACAAUUUUGAUGGGAUCAAAAUCGCAAACCGCAGCUGAGCGUGUAGUCCAAAUAGUUUGUUUAGCUAGGACACAACAACGUUGUUGUCUCUGAAUUCAAUUUUGUAAAUAUAAGAAACCCAGAUGAGAUGAUAGGAGAUGCGCUUAAUAUUUCUUGUAUUUUGUUGAACCAAUAAAAACUAGAGAAAUCAAA
Toxorhynchites rutilus septentrionalis is the source of this 8680-nucleotide messenger RNA. It is a transcript of the gene AdamTS-A, whose product is annotated as A disintegrin and metalloproteinase with thrombospondin motifs 20. Gene Ontology annotation, biological process: extracellular matrix organization; proteolysis. Bases 1913 to 7144 code for a protein of 1743 amino acids. The record is from RefSeq and is a predicted model, not a curated record. Gene Ontology annotation, cellular component: extracellular matrix. Gene Ontology annotation, molecular function: zinc ion binding; metalloendopeptidase activity. Lineage: Eukaryota; Metazoa; Arthropoda; Insecta; Diptera; Culicidae. The transcript has 24 exons.